Molecule: messenger RNA, 1263 nt
Organism: Cricetulus griseus (Chinese hamster)
Lineage: Eukaryota; Metazoa; Chordata; Mammalia; Rodentia; Cricetidae
Source: RefSeq, a predicted model, not a curated record
CAAUAUCGCUGUUACUGUUACAGCUCAGCUGGCUGGACAGAGCAAAGUGACACCCUGGAACUGGUGGUGACAGGAAACUACAACAGUAAACCCACUCUGUCAGCCCUACUCAGAAAUGUGGUGACCUCAGGAGGGAACAUGACUCCCCAGUGUGUCUCAUGGGAGGGAUUAGACAAGUUCAUUCUCACCAAAGAAGAUGAGAAGUUCUCUAGCUCCCUGGACUCACAGUUUAUAUUCACUAAUGUGCGCUACCAAGCCACGUUCUCUAUGGGUCCUGGGACCCCAGUGCACAGAGUGACAUUCCAACAUUAUGGUUACUUGAAAAAUACCGCACAAUUGUGGUCAGUACUCAGUGACACCCUGAAAAUCCACAUCUCAGGAGAAUCAGCCACAUCAUUGUCCUAUGGCCUGUCCAUGAAGCCCUCUCUGCUGACUCACCAAGGCCAUAUCCUGGACCCUGGAAAGAACCUCAUCCUGCAGUGUUCCUCUGACAUCAACUAUGACAGAUUUGCUCUGUACAAGGUGGGGGGAGCUCACUUCACCCAGCACUAUGGCCAGAGGACCCAAGCUGGCCUCUCCUUAGCCAACUUCACACUGGGAAAUGUGAGCAGCUCUACUGCAGGGCAGUACAGAUGCUAUGGUGCACACAAGCUCUCCUCUGAGUGGUCAGCCUCCAGUGAUCCCCUGGUCAUCAUGAUCACAGGUCAGCUUCCUGACAGUCCUUUCCUCUCAGGGAAGCCAAAUUCAACAGUGCAGUCUGGAGACAACGUGAUCCUGCUGUGUCAGUCAACAUACACGACAGACACUUUCAUUCUGUCCAAGGAGGGAGCAGCACACCAACCCCAGCGAAUGAAAUCCAAGUCCCAAGAUGGGGAGUUCCAGGCAGAAUUCUCCAUGACUGCUGUGACCUCUGCCCUCUCAGGCACCUACAGGUGCUACAGGUCUAGAGGCUCAUCUCCCUACCUGUUGUCACAUGCCAGUGCCCCUGUGGAGCUCUCUGUCUCAGGACCCCUUGGAUCCUUCAGCCCACCACCCCCAAGUCCCUUGCCAACUGCUGGCCUGGAAAUGUACCUGAAGGCUCUGAUUGGAGUCUCUGUGGCCUUCCUCCUGUUACUCUCCAUCCUCAGCUUUCUCCUUCUCCGAAGAAGGCGUCAGGGAAAGUUCAGGAAGGAUGCCCAGAAAGAGACAGAAUUGCAGCUUCCUGCAGGAGCUGCAGAGCCAGUAACCAGAGACAGAGGCCCCCCAGGAAGAAAUCCUAUGUGA